AAGACAUUUUAAAAAAAUUAAAAACUUGAUUUUUAAUUUUAUUUAAAAAAUCAUUGAUUUGUAUCCACCCUGGAAAUAAUCCGAAGCAAUAACACCAUUUGAAAUCCUGCCUUGUUGUCUUUGUCUCCCAGCGAUAAUGAAAGAACCACUAACACUGACUCUGUUUGUUUUGGUUAAGACUCGUCUGCCCAAGGACAAGCAAGAAUGUUGAAGUGGAUCAAAAUUGGUCUCGGGCUCACUUUUCUCUUUGUCCUGGCCUUUGUCUAUAAACGUUCCCUGUUGCCUGACCACGUCGUCUUACGUGAGCCAAGUCCUGAGCCGUUCCUGAAGGAAGAGGAUGACUUGAGCAUCAUCUUUGUGGAGACCACAGACCACCUGCAGAUUCCUCCGUUGGCUUCAUGUUCUGUGGAAUCUGCUGCCAGGGCCUACCCCAACAGAUCCAUUCGUUUCUUCAUAAAAGGGUUGAAGAAUAACACGUUGCAAGAUUUAAAUUCCAAAUCCGCAGCAUUUGCUCUUCUAUCCAGGAUGAAGAAUGUCUUCCUUCUUCCUUUCCCAAUGGAAACUGUUUUCCAGGAGACACCUCUGCGCCAAUGGUAUCACAAGGUAAAUCCAGCCCAGGAAAUGUACUGGCUGCAUGUCAGUUCUGACGCUAGCAGGCUUGCACUCGUCUGGGAAUACGGUGGGAUCUACAUGGACACCGAUGUCAUCUCCAUUAGGCCUAUUUCGCUGAAAAACUUCCUGACGGCCGAGGCUCCCCAGGUCUCUGGUAGUGCGAUUUUUGGCUUUUCUCGCCAUCACUGGUUCAUUUGGGACUGCAUGGAAGAUUUUGUUGCCAACUACAAAGGAGACAUUUGGGGAUACCAGGGUCCCACCUUACUGACAAGGAUGUUCAAAGCAUUGUGCAGCGUGACCGAUUUCCAUAUCGUGGAAGAUAUAAGCUGUAAGAACAUUUCCUUCUUACAACCUGAGCGUUUCUACCCCAUCCCAUAUACACAGUGGAAGGAGUACUUCAGGGUCUGGGAGAAAAGCCCCAACUUCAACAACUCCUAUUCUCUGCAUCUGUGGAACUUCAUGAACAAGGAACACGAGUCUGUGGUUGCAGGAAGUAACACCUUGGUGGAAAAUCUCUUCAAAACAUACUGCCCCACCACGUACAAGGUCCUUAUUCAAGACUCAGAAGACAGUGGUCCACAGGCAGUGAAAUAAGACUGAAUGACUGGAUCUAGUAGAAUGAGGUGACCCUUCCAGACCUGACUGUCCUGGGACUAAAUAAAUUGUGCACAAAACGGAUCUCCUCUGAGUCAGUGACUGUCAGCCAUUUUUUUCUGUGCUAACCACUUUGUAAGAGAGAAACUCUCCGAGUCCACCUCUACUCUCAAGUUUCCCCAGGACCUAAUGAAUUCAGUAGGAAAGCAAAGGUGCAAAUACCAUUGGGGAGAAAUAGAUAAGUAUGUCAUGCCCUUUUGGAAAAAUGUACCCUAAGUGAUCUAGGAGCCUGAGUCCCACUGUAAAAAGCUCCACUGAAAAUCAGGGGUGACUUAGGAACCCAAGGGUCAGAUUUUCAAAAGUAUUUGCUGCCUACAGAUGCCCGUAACUGCUUUUGAAAAUCCCAUUGGGCGUCUGUCCUCCUCUUUAGACGCCUAAAUGCCUUUCAGAAUCCGUCCCCUUUGAUGCAUUUGGAAAUUUUGCCCAGUCAUUUGCUGUGUGUCCUGCAGCAUCUUGUGCGAUGAGGCUGAGGCUUCGCCCUGCUACUGUAAUACUCAUGUUCAAUAACUGUGAAUACAAUGACUCUCCACGAACAACGGCCCACAACUCCUGCCUCUGUCCAGGUGUUCAUUACGAUUGUUUGUUUUCCCUCUCCUUUGCUUCAGCUCUGCAUCCUGCCUUCUGCACAGUGACAUUUUAAAUGCUCCUUUAAAUAAAAGUUCCACCCCA
Molecule: messenger RNA, 1935 nt
Organism: Pelodiscus sinensis (Chinese soft-shelled turtle)
Lineage: Eukaryota; Metazoa; Chordata; Testudines; Trionychidae
Source: RefSeq, a predicted model, not a curated record